AUGAUGUCAGCUCCGGUGCUUGCAUUGCCGAAUUUUGAGGAACAGUUUGUUGUAGAAUCUGAUGCUUCAGGCUAUGGUUUGGGUGCCGUGUUGAUGCAGAAUCAGAGACCCAUUGGAUUUUUCAGUUCAGGGCUAUCAGCAAGAGAGCAGAUUAAGCCGAUAUACGAGAGAGAGCUCAUGGCUAUUGUCUUAGCUAUUCAGAAGUGGAGACCUUACCUUUUGGGCAGGAGAUUUUUGGUCCAUACAGAUCAGAAGAGUUUAAAAUUCUUGCUGGAACAGAGAAAAGUUUCGAUGGACUAUCAAAAGUGGCUAACCAAGUUAUUAGGCUAUGACUUUGAGAUCAUUUAUAAACCGGGCAUUGAGAACAAAGCGGCAGAUGGUCUUUCACGAAUCAAUCCUGAAUCUAUACGUUUGGCAGCGUUGACUGUUCCAACAAGCUUACACAUUCAAGAUAUUUUGCGAGAAAUUGAGAAUGAUAGCAAGAUUCAGGAGAGGAUAAAAAGAGUAGAAGCUGGUACAGAAGAGAGAAGAGAAUAUUCAGUUGUCAAAGGGAAAUUGAUGUAUAAGGGAAGAGACACAAAUACUCAACCCUGUCCAUUACCUAUACCAGAUCGCAUUUGGGAAGCGCUAUCAAUGGACUUCAUUGAAGGAUUACCUUUAUCUCAAGGAACAAAUGUGAUUUUUGUUGUGGUGGAUCGACUUAGUAAAUAUGCUCACUUUGUGAAGCUGAAGCAUCCAUUUACGGCGGCUGAUGUAGCUCAGAAGUUCACACAAGAGGUGGUGAGGUUACAUGGAUUUCCUUUAUCCAUUGUAUCUGACAGAGAUAAAAUCCUUGAGUUCGUUUUGGAGGGAACUCUUUAA
Messenger RNA from Microthlaspi erraticum, 861 nucleotides. NCBI's taxonomy places the organism in Eukaryota, Viridiplantae, Streptophyta, Magnoliopsida, Brassicales, Brassicaceae. The record is from the annotation of a GenBank genome assembly.